This is a messenger RNA of Rhodotorula graminis WP1, 1025 nucleotides long. RefSeq lists its product as uncharacterized. Bases 1 to 984 code for a protein of 327 amino acids. The record is from RefSeq and is a predicted model, not a curated record. The transcript has 4 exons. Gene Ontology annotation, cellular component: cytoplasm. NCBI's taxonomy places the organism in Eukaryota, Fungi, Basidiomycota, Microbotryomycetes, Sporidiobolales, Sporidiobolaceae.
AUGUCGCUCUCUGCGCGCACCCACGCCUUCCUCGACCGCGUCCACGGCACCUCGUCGUCCUCCUCGAGCAAGGGCCGCGCCCACCCUCUCCUUUCCGACACCGCCUUCCCCUCGCCCUCGCCACUGCCGCCACCGCCCCGCCGCCCAGCAGGCACCCGCCUGCGCCCCGGCACACGCGCCCAAUCCGCCUUUCCCUCGUCGGCCGACCCCUUUUCCGCACCGCGCCCGUUCGCCGACUUUGACGACUCGCCGUUCGCCGUGCAGGAGUACCUCGCCGAGCUCGUCAGGCGCGACGCGCACGACGUCGACGAGCUCGUCAGGGUGCCGGUGGCAGAGGGCGACGACGAGGGCGAGCCUGGCGGCGAGGGAGCGAGGGAGCUCAUCGACGAGCAUGUCUUCUGCCUCGAGCACGUUCGGCGCCUCACGCUCGACCAGCACGUGUGGCUCGCCGCCCUCGAGCGCGUGUGCACCCCUGCAACGUGCCCCUCGAUGACGACGACGCCCUCGUGGCUCUUUGUCUGCGCCGCGCACGCGACACCCCCCUCGCCACCCUGCAGCGCCAUGUCGUACAUGUUGCACACGUCCGAGGGCGCCCAGGCCCUCCUCACGAGCCAGAGGUACUUCCCCUCGCGCCUCGCCGUGCCCGACCAGGGCAGGAAACUCGUGCGCGCCGUCGCGAGGAGGCUCUUUCGCACGUUUGCCCACUGCCACUUCCACCACCCAGCCCUGUUCGUCCACCUCGAGAGCGACACGUCGCUCGUGCGGCGCUUUGCGGCGCUCAACGCGCGGUUCGCGCUCGUCGACGAGGACGCCGGCGAGCUGCUGCUGCUGCGGGUCGGGAGCGAGGGGGAGGGCGAGGGGCACGAGGAGGGGCACGAGGAGGGGGAGGACGCGCUCGAGGAGGAGGACGACGUGGACGAGGACGAGGACGAGAACGGCGGGAUCAGGAUCGUCGGCGAUGCGGCGGGCGACGACAGCCUGUAGCCUCGCGACUCUCGGACAGACUUGCAUGGCUCGCAGUACCU